This is a messenger RNA of Megalops cyprinoides (Indo-Pacific tarpon), 1408 nucleotides long. RefSeq names its product G patch domain containing 11 (gene gpatch11). NCBI's taxonomy places the organism in Eukaryota, Metazoa, Chordata, Actinopteri, Elopiformes, Megalopidae. The record is from RefSeq and is a predicted model, not a curated record. The transcript has 8 exons. Bases 117 to 899 code for a protein of 260 amino acids. Gene Ontology annotation, cellular component: kinetochore. Gene Ontology annotation, molecular function: nucleic acid binding.
UGGGCCAGCUACUCUCGUAUUGAACUAAGAGGCAAGCUAGAGCCUUUACACUAAUUUGUCUGUUGCAAAGAGCGUUUUACAAGCGUGGUAAUUAACUCUGUCAUUCAAUAAUCGAUAUGGCUGAUGAUGAAGAUGACUACAUGUCCGACGCGUUCCUGGAACAGACAAAGGAAGUGAGACCAGGUGUACCUAUGUUGAAACGGGUGAAGGAAGCAUUUAAGAGAGAAGAUCUGCAUAAGGAGAAAAACCUGAAGAACCGACAGAAGACCUACAAGGAGCAGGAAAAGGAGAGCCGAGAGGCUGCACUGCACAGCUCCAUCAGCAAUGAAAACAAAGGUUUUGCACUGCUGCAGAAGAUGGGCUACAAGGCAGGCCAAGGCCUUGGGAAAGAAGGGGCAGGAAGAGUUGAACCAAUUCCUCUGAAUAUCAAAACAGACAGAGGAGGCAUUGGAAUGGAGGAAGUCAAGAAGAGAAAGGCUGAGGAGAAGCUUGAGCACUACAGACAAAAAGUGAAGGUUCAAAAGCAGGCUGAGAAGCAGUCGGUUGAGGACUUCAGAACCAGGAUGAGAACAGAGAGGGAGGAACGUCAGGCUGAGGGAGACCUCCGGAGAAGCCAACGCGCCUGCGAGCAGCUGGACAGCCAGAGGGGCAUCACUGUUCCAAGGGAGGGCUGGUAUUGGCCAGUGACUGAACAGGACAAAGAGGAGGAUGAUGAAGAGGCUGAAGACAAUAAAGAGGAAGAUGAAGGAGAGGAACUUAGUCCACUGGACAAGUUGCAUAUUCUGACAUCAUAUUUAAGAGGUGUGCAUUUUUACUGCAUAUGGUGUGGGACCACAUACAAUGAUGAGGAGGAUUUGACAUCAAACUGUCCUGGUGACACAGCUGCAGACCACGACUGAGCAAGAAUUAUCACAAACACUUCCUUCAGACGGACGCAGCAGAUGCUGCAGAAUAUCAUGGAGAACAUGUACCUGGGACUAGAGAAACUUGACUUUUGAAAGUGAUGCGGAGACCCUUGUGAAUGAAAAGGAGGCAUUCACAACUGCAAGAAUUCACAAUUAACCACUGUCAAAGUUUAAUCAACUUGUAUAAAAAUAAAAAUUGGAUUUUCCUUGUGAAAAUGGAUAUCUAAAGGGCAGCACAAUGAAGGUUAGCAUCUGCAAUAAAUCCCCAUGCUAAGAACAAUAAUGUCCUGUAAGGGUACAGUAGAGAUCAAUCUGAUGAUCUCAACUCUUUGCAUAUAUGGUGUUUGAACCUGUUGUUGUUUCUUCGAGGUUUCUGAAAAGGACACUGGGAUGAAGUUGUUGUUGCUGUGAUAUCGUGUAUGCAGGAUAUUCAAGCUUGAAUAUUCUUUCACAUAUGUACCAGCAUUUAUUAUGUUUUUACCAUUGAAAAAUUCGACUGAAAA